Messenger RNA from Planococcus citri (citrus mealybug), 1717 nucleotides. RefSeq lists its product as uncharacterized. NCBI's taxonomy places the organism in Eukaryota, Metazoa, Arthropoda, Insecta, Hemiptera, Pseudococcidae. The record is from RefSeq and is a predicted model, not a curated record. The transcript is spliced from 6 exons. The coding region runs from base 187 to 1680 and encodes 497 amino acids.
UGUUCUCUCCACACGUCGAUUAAAAAAAAAAGGAAACUUCUUGUAUGUACGUAUUCAAAAAAUCAGAUAUCUGCGUGACAUUGGCAAAAUGUGGGCUUGAAUUUCAAGUGUAUCGUUCAAGAUUCAAUUUCACACUAUACUUUUCCGACGUUCAAAAAUUAAAAGAUCGUCAACAGUUUUGAAAAUAUGAACGAGUCUUUCUUCCAAUUAUUUGCGAUAUGUUUAGUUUCGUGUUUUUGUAAUUUUUCAGUUCCGGUAAAAUCCGAAAAUGCUCUAAUUUUCAAACAAAAUACCAAACAACUCGAUGAGCUGAUGAAAUAUGGAAACGAAUUUUGCCAAGAUUGCUUAACUGCUUGUCCAGCUUCCUCACAAUUGGAAACGUAUUUUACCAACUAUCAUUCGAUUUCUAAAAAUGCCCUGUUUGUCGAACACAUUUAUAAGGAUCGCGUCUACGCAAGAAAUAUGGAAAUUAAUAUUUGCGACGAACCAUUCAAGCCUAUAAUUGUUUGGGAUACUAGCGAGAAAACACAUCGUAUUGGUUACGAGCUUUACUAUAAGAAAACUCAAAACACAAGUUUGAAAUGUGAUAUCUACAGCAGAUUUGAAAAAAUUGUAUAUGGAAAAAAAGAAAGCAUACCAAGUACAAGUAGAGAUAUUAAACGAGUUCGAAAGUACAAAGAUGAAGACGGUAAUACGGUAUUCGAACUACUGAACUACAUGAAUACAGAAUUGGUAUUUUACUGGAUUCCGGUGAUAUCAAUCAAAUCCUGGACACCAGUAUUAGUUUCGCUUUCGAAAUUCAAUUAUAGACAGAUCAGCUUCGAAAAAGACGUUAUGAAUAUUUAUAAACCACAAGAAACAAUGACCGAAUGCAAAGAAUAUAAUUUAGGAGAUGGCUGGCAAAAGGUAUCCACGAAUGAAAUGACGAACGAGACAUCAAAACUACCACCAUGGCCACCUCAAAAUGAACCAACACCAACACCAUGCAGCAAAACUGAUGAAAACUGCAAGCAAUUGACUCAAAUAAUGCCUAUGCGAUAUUUUCACACCACAGCAGCCAAGCUCGCAACUUGCACGUAUCUAAACGUAGCACACAUUUGGAAAAAUAUCGCCAAUGGUCGAUUGAAAAAAAUUGACCAAUAUUUAUACGCGGUAUAUUGGAUAUGGGUUACCAAUGAUAUAAAAAUCAUUUUUGGAAUACAAGGCGAAUUAAUAUCAGAAAAAAACUUCUUGGCGGACAGUUCCUACGACGGAAUAAGCAAUUUAUCAAAAAAUGAAAGAAAUCGAAUUUUCCCCACGCCUAAAAUAAUGUACAGACUAGUCAAAUACGAAGUCAAAGGCAACCUAUAUCAAACCAUCGUUGUAAUUCAUAACAAUCCGAGUACUGAUGAAGUAACGAGUGAGGAUAGAAUUUGUCGCGAGGAAGACGAAGUAAAAGGAUGGGAUAGAAUAAAAAACAUCGAGGGCGAACCAGGGCUCAGUUAUGCUUGUCCUCUGACAAAACAAACUGUGGAAAGAAUAACAGUUGCUAAGGAUGCGUUUUUGUUGUCUGAGGCACUGGAACUGAACGCUUUUCCAAAGUAUGAUGCUAAUAUUGGUGGAAUAUCUCGCGAUGAUGAAACCGAGAACAUCGAGAAAGAAUUUGAGUACAUUACUAAUCAACUGAAGAUUUUUGAUUGAAUUGAAAAAUACCAAUUUUUAGUUUAGUUUGUGCUAU